This is a messenger RNA of Entrophospora sp. SA101, 2025 nucleotides long. The record is from the annotation of a GenBank genome assembly. NCBI's taxonomy places the organism in Eukaryota, Fungi, Glomeromycota, Glomeromycetes, Entrophosporales, Entrophosporaceae.
AUGAAAUCAUUGCAAUUUAUCAAAGCAAAUUUUCAAGUUAUCGAUAUUCAUGAACAUAAAUUUAAUCCGAUCAAUGAAAUUAUUAAUGGUUUAAAUAAACCUGAAAAUGUCCAAAAAACAAUACCCACAUUUCUAUUGUACGAUAAUAAAGGAUUACAAUCACCAAAUAAGACCAAAUUGAUUCUUGAUUCAUUGGAAAAAAAGAAAAAAAAUAUAACCUAUUAUGCUCUUGGUCUUGUGGAAUAUCAACUCGGAAAGUUUUUAGAUUCACUUGGAAAAUAUGAAAACAUUAAACUUAUGGGUCUUUCGGGAACUUAUGAAGAUGGGAUCAAUUUUGUUAGUUCUUUAGGUGAAUUGUCUAAAACAAUUUUAUGGUUAGGCUCUUCUAUAGGAAACUUUAGUAGAGAAGAUGGAGCAAAUUUUAUUCAAAGAUUUCAAAAUCGAUCGAUGAAUCCGGGUGAUUUAUUUUUAAUUGGUAUUGACAGAAAAAAUGAUCCUGAUAAAAUCGAACUUGCUUAUAAUGAUCCUAAAGGUGAUACCAAAGAAUUCAUUCUUAAUGGCUUAAACCAUGUUAAUGCUGUUCUUGGACAAGAAAAUUUUAUUGAUCUUGAUGAUUUUGAAUAUCAUUCAUUAUAUAAUGAGAGCGAAGGUAGACACGAAGCUUAUUAUAAAUCUAAGAAAGAUAUAACGCUGAAAUAUACUCCAAAUGAAGGGGCGGAAGAAAAAGGAAUAAACUUGAAAAAAGAUGAAUUGAUUCAUAUCGAAUAUUCUUAUAAAUAUGAUAAAAACAAUCUUAUCCAACUUUUUCAUAACGCGAAACUUUCUCAUGUUGAAAGUUGGUCAGAUUUUCAAUCUCAGUAUGAUCUUCAUCUACUGAGUAAACCGCCAUUUUAUUUUAGUCGUGGUGGAGGUGACUCAUCACAAGAAUCUAUUCCGACGCUAGAUGAAUGGGAAGAAUUAUGGAGGUCAUGGGACACAGUAACAAUGACUAUGAUCUCACCAAAAAGACUGCUCGAAAAACCUAUUCAUCUUAGGCAUCCAUUUAUAUUUUAUUUGGGACAUAUUCCGGGAUUUCUGGACAUUCACCUUUCCAGAUAUCAUAAAGAAAAACAUACCGAGCCAGAAUAUUUUGCAGAUAUUUUUGAAAGAGGCAUUGAUCCUGACAUUGACGACCCAAGUAAAUGUCAUUCACAUUCAAUAACACCAGAUAAGUGGCCAGAAUUGGAUAAAAUUAUGGAAUAUUGCGAUGCGGUUUAUUUAACCAAUACCUAUGAAUUUAAGAAGAAGUAUGUGUCAAAUAAUAACAUAAGAAGCGAAACGCUACAAGAUAAAGAAAAAGCUAAAGAAUUGGAACAAUCAGCGCAACAAAUUACUAAAUUAAAAAAUGACGUUAAUAAAGAUUUUAACAAUAACAACAACAAUAAAAGUGAUAAUAAAAUUAAAGAAUUACUUGAAAAUAAUAAAAAAUGGUCAGCAGAUAAAAAUAAAAAUGAUAAAGGAUUAUUUGAUAAACUUAAAGAACAAGAUCCAAAAAUUCUUUGGAUUGGAUGUGCCGAUUCUCGUGUUUCACCUGAACUUAUCACUCAGUCAGGAUUUGGAAAAUUAUUUGUGCAUCGUAAUAUAGCAAAUCAAUUCAAAUCCGAUGACACCAAUUGCAUGUCAGUGUUAGAAUAUUCUGUCAAAGUUUUGGAAGUUUGUCACAUUGUUGUUUGUGGCCAUAGAGGUUGUGCUGGAGUAAGAAAUUGUUAUAAUAAAGAUCUUGAACCUAAUCUAAUAAAAUGGUUGAAAGGAAUCCAUGAAUUGGGAUCAGUAAAUCCCGAAUUCUCUCAAUCUAAUCCGCAUUUUGGAACUGAUGAAGUUCAAUAUAAAUUGGUCAAAGCUAAUGUCGUGAGACAAGUGGAGAAAAUUAAUGAAAACCAUCUUGUUAAAUUUGCUAAACAUAAAAUACAAGUUCAUGGAUUGGUUUUUGAUAUAAAAAAUGGCUUAUUAGAAGAUUUGACUAAAUAUGAAAAUAAACAAGAAUAA